UUGUGGAAGCCAUUUUGAAUCUUAGAAGUCGAAGUCAACACAUCAGCUAGAUGAAGCUCAGAAAGAGAAAAUCGAAGAAGAUGACGAAGAAAAGAUGAAAAUGAAUCCGGAAAACGAGCGAAAGUUGUGGCGGAACUGGAUGUUCCUAAAACAGGAACUUCCGGUUCUGGAAAUAACAGACAAAAUGAUAGAGGCCGGGAUUUAUACGGAAGAAAACAAGAAGGACAUAAAUAACGUUAAACCGAACACGAAAUUGAUGCGGGCUGAGAGGUUUCUUAAUAUUUUGUUGGAAACGGGAGACAAGGGAUAUGAAACUUUUUGUCAUUUCCUCCGCCAAGAGUCUUCUGGAAGAUUUGAGGAAAUCAACGAAAAAAUGGAGAUCGCUGUUCAUAAGGAACCAGUUACUGAAGAUCCUGCAGCCGCCGGAGGUUCUUGUGACCAGAACCAUACUGAAAUAUCUGCAAACCUCCUUGCCGACAGACAAAAUACAAUGAACAGCAGACAGUCAUCUUCCAUUUCUCGCGCCAGUACUAAUGUGUCGUUUGCUGCUGAUCCCGUCCAAGCAGCCGCUUCCGUGCAAGCUGCAGCGGCAGUUAUGGCAAAUGUAGGUGUGAACGAGUCCGGAGUAGACUUGAAACUUUUGGAAACUGAACUUGUGCGCAUUGCACCAACAAUUGCUGAACUUUUCCAAAAAAUAGUUCAGACAACAAAACAGACGAAUCCAAGUUGGGAUGAACUGCAGAGAGUGAAAGCAGACAAUGAGAGGUUGCGAAAAUCUAAUCGGGCUCUUAUUGAAAAACUCAACACAUUCCAAAAGCAAAUCAUUCAGCUUCAGCUUGAAAACAAAAAACUUCGUGACAAAGGCGUAUGCGAAACUGAGACUAAGGGAGAGCUCGACAGGAAAGCUGAAGAAUUAGAGAAACUGAAACAAAAGUUAGAGCAACAGAAACAAGAGCUGGAAGAAAAAGACCAGGAGCUGAAUGAACAACUCCAGAAAAUCAAAGAUAUUGAGGACGAGAACGAAAGACAAAAGGUUCAGAUUCUAAACCUUCAAGUUCUUCAUGAUGAAGGCGUCAGCGAAAGAUCUCGUCAGCAGAUUCAAAUCACAGAACUGCGCGAGGAAAAGGAAAAACAGAAUAACAAGAUUGCACAUCUGGAGGAAAUGCAGAAAAAGGACGAGGACCGCUUGGAGCGUUUGGAGGCGCGUCUUCGAUUGCUGGAGCAGCUCGCUCCCGCCUCGACCCGUGGUACAUCGUACGGUGCCCCGCGUCGCCGGAAUGCACGGGUUGUAUCUCCUCCCCGCGCCAUGCCCUGGAUGAGCGGGGUCGUGAAUCGAUCGCAUCACGCCAACGUGAAGUUCACACCACCUCCACCACGAGGCGGUGUCGGAGGGAAGACCCAAGAAAAGGGAUGGUCGUUUUGAGUUUAUCUCAUAUGGAAAACGAAGUCAAUUGGAAUAACAAAUAUAUGUAGUUUAUUCGACUGAACAUGGAAAAACUGCCUCCUUUGUAUCUAAAGACUAUAUGCUUUUGAAAAUAUAAACUUGAGGCAGCAAAGUGUAUCAAUUUACUGGCAUCCAUCUUUUUUUAAGUCAGUGCUUUACAUUUUUAUUUUUUUAAAUUCCUGUACUCUAUAUUUGCACGUUUUAAAGUUAACGCAAUGCCUUUAGAACAGUUUGAUCACAGAAGACGUGCACAGAAGCUUGAAGGUUGUUUCAAAGACAGCGGUACAGGUGAUCUUUGUUAGACAUUCAUUAUCAUGUUACAUCUUAUAUUGUCAAUAAAACAUUUAAUAAAGCAUCGAUAAUAGCA
Saccostrea cuccullata (small rock oyster) is the source of this 1811-nucleotide messenger RNA. RefSeq names its product nucleoprotein TPR-like. The coding region runs from base 95 to 1423 and encodes 442 amino acids. Gene Ontology annotation, biological process: regulation of apoptotic process. The transcript is spliced from 3 exons. NCBI's taxonomy places the organism in Eukaryota, Metazoa, Mollusca, Bivalvia, Ostreida, Ostreidae. The record is from RefSeq and is a predicted model, not a curated record.